Molecule: messenger RNA, 1660 nt
Organism: Paecilomyces variotii
Lineage: Eukaryota; Fungi; Ascomycota; Eurotiomycetes; Eurotiales; Thermoascaceae
Product: prephenate dehydrogenase
Exons: 7
Coding region: 1-1302 (433 amino acids)
Biological process (GO): L-tyrosine biosynthetic process
Molecular function (GO): prephenate dehydrogenase (NAD+) activity; prephenate dehydrogenase (NADP+) activity; NAD+ binding
Source: RefSeq, a predicted model, not a curated record
AUGGAUCUCAACAAGAGCAAUGCCUCCAUUGGCAUCAUCGGGAUGGGUGACAUGGGGAAGAUGUAUGCUCGUCUUUUGAGCAAGGCGGGUUGGAGAAUCAACGCCUGUGAUAGGCCGGAUAAUUAUCAGGCCCUGAAAGACGAAUUCUCUGGAUCCCAACAAGAUAUCACCAUAUAUCCAAAUGGGCACCUGGUGUCAAGAAUUAGCGAUUAUAUUAUUUACAGCGUAGAGGCCGGUGCUAUUGACAAAGUAGUCGCCGAGUAUGGGCCAUCAACGAAGGUCGGUGCCAUCGUUGGCGGCCAGACAUCCUGCAAAGCGCCAGAGUUAGCGGCAUUCGAUAAACAUUUGCCCCCCGACGUAGAGAUCCUCUCAUGCCAUUCUCUGCAUGGCCCUAAUGUUAAUCCCAAAGGCCAGCCUCUGGUACUCAUCCAGCAUCGAGCUACGGACAAAAGCCUCAGAUUUGUUGAACAAGUGUUCUCGUCAUUUGAGUCGAAGUAUGUCUAUCUCACUGGUGAGAUGCACGACCGGAUAACGGCAGACACGCAGGCUGUUACACAUGCUGCUUUCCUCAGUAUGGGUACUGCUUGGGCGGCAAACAACCAGUUCCCCUGGGAAAUCAACCGUUGGGUUGGAGGUAUUGAAAACGUCAAGAUCAAUAUCACGUUACGUAUCUAUGCGAAUAAGUGGCAUGUUUACGCCGGUUUGGCUAUCCUUAAUCCGUCGGCCAAAAAACAGAUCAGACAAUAUGCCGAAUCAGUGACCGAUCUCUACAAGUUGAUGAUUGGCGGUCACAGAGAAGAACUGAAACGGCGUGUGAAAGCAGCAGGCGCAGCAGUUUUUAAAGCCGGCACUGAAGGACAAGAUCUGCUGUUAAAGGAUGAAGUUCUUGAUCGAUUCUCUCUUUCCAAGGUAUCCCGUGAGAAGGCUCCUCCGAAUAACCAUCUUAGUCUGCUAGCCAUCGUGGACUGCUGGUCGAAGCUGGGCAUCGUUCCCUAUGACCAUAUGAUCUGUUCAACACCGCUUUUCCGACUCUGGCUUGGAGUGACGGAGUAUCUCUUCCGUAACCCUGAUCUCCUCGACGAGGUCUUGGACAUUGCAAUUGAUGACAACACAUUCCGGUCUGAUGACUUGGAAUUUACGUUCGCAGCUCGGGCGUGGUCCGACUGCGUUUCCUUCGGAGAUUUCGGCUCUUACAAAGACCGGUUCGAGCGCAUCCAGAGCUACUUUGCUCCACGAUUCCCAGAAGCUGUCCGUGUUGGAAACGAGAUGUUGAAGACAAUCCUCGAGAAGACUACGCACUGAUUUCUGCGAUUCUUGUCUAGCCAGGUUAUAUUGAGGGCUAUCAUGCCAAACGAGUCCUGGCCUGCAGCAGUAACGAAGAGUGCCACAUUAUUAAUUAGACCACUACUUCCCUCAACCUUCAUACGGAUGGAAGUCAUGGAAAAGGCAGUCUAUAUGUGACUGGAGGGGAUAGAGGCACUCUGGGCUAGCAUCAUGUGCUACCCUUCUCUCUAUCUCCCCGUUCAUAGCGCAGCGCUAUUGCUAGCAGUACUGCGGAGUAUUAGCAGAGAGAUUUUCACAAAAGUAAACGAGUGAGGAAUCAAUUAUAUCUAUUACAACCCGUGCCUUGAAUCUUUUUCCUUGCCACUUAGUAGUCCAU